AUGAUGGAAAAAGUUCUUCGAAAUGGGCCGUUACAGUUUUACCAAUACUAUUUGAAUGAACUGGAACCUAGAGAGGAGCCCGAUGAGAUCCAAGUGACUGAGGAGAUUGCUAGAUUUUUGGUGAGUACAAUUACAGCCGAGCCCUUCAUGCAACAAUUUGCAAUUAACUAGAACAUACUCGUUGGAAGGUCAAGUUUCUGGACGCAACAGUCAGUAAAACUUUUGUUUUAGCACAGUGCUUGUCGCCGAUUUCAGUCCGGCGAUUUCCCGGAAGGCCUAGUAUCAAACCUUUUUUUUUUCUUUUCAGCUUUCCUCCCGCCGGAUCCACAACACACUAUACGUCACAUCUCAAAGUAUUUACGCAUGGGACGACGGAUUUUCGGUUGGACAAGACGACAUUAACUACUUCCAUCAAAAUCCAAUCAUCUUGGCGACCUUAUCCUUGUUGCAUCUUGGGAAGGAUCCCUGUUUUCGAAUCGUCAGAAACGACGCAAUGCAGGAAGGUGGAGACGUACGGAUGAUCCUGAAAUUUAUGUAUUGGGCGAAACGCAAGUUUCCUUGUAAUUUUCGUACUUUUGGGGAAUUCUAUCCAAAAUUUUCAGGGAAUUCAUUCAACUUUCUACUGCAUUCGGAAUUGCAAGACAAGGUUUUAUCUCAAGUGAUGGACGACCUCGGUUACGAAUACGAAUACUUUGACAGGUUUGGUGACAUCAACUAUUUUCACUACGUACAAGAUCUAAAUGAAGUCCUCAACAAGUCCGCGGAAGACCAAAUCACCGUCUUCAUAUACUUUAAACCAACAGAAGGCAAGCAUCCUUGUAGAAAAGUGUGUAAGUCUAUGUUAUUAGCUGGAAUUUGUAUAGUGAAGCUAAUAUGUAAUUUGGUUGAGCCCGAACUCUCCUCUUCCGAAUACACUCACUUGUUUUGAAAAUUGAAAAAAGUAGGGAGUGACAUGUUAUACGACAAAAAAGAUUCAAAUUGAAAAAAUAAGGCGUGACAUGUUAUACGAUGAAAAUUUUUUUAUAAAUCGAAAAAAGUAUAACAUCGUCGUAUAACAGUCCUACCUAUUUUUUUAUUUUUGAAAUGGGGGUGUUCACGAAAAGGGUGAGUUAGGAUUUUUUUGGUGAAAAUCAAAAAAGGUGGAUAGCUCGGAUUGGGGGAGAGUUUGCCUGCAACGAAUAAUUUUGAUACCGUUGUAUUAUAGAUUUACACGGCUUAUUUGGUCAUCCAAAAAUGACGGCGCUUACUUUGGUCAACUGUGACGGUUUUGUCUUAUGUCAGUAUUUACCGUAAGCGUUUUUCCUACGAGUAUUUCCACAAAUGGCGUAGACUUUUUUCGGGGUUUUAUCGCUUAUAAGCUUUCGGUUUCAGAUUUCCCCCGAUGCCGAACUUACAACGAAUUUAUGCAAGAAUGCCUUUUGGAUCAAUUGAAUCGACAUUUGCCUUCCCAUACUACCACGACCUUUUAGCCGACUUCGAACUGAAGGCUCCGCUCUGCCGUCUAAGAUUCGAUCGGCGAAUAGACGUGACAGCAGCCAGUUAUGAUGUGCAUCUCGGCGUGCUUCAGCAAUUAGCGACGGCAAUGAAGAACACGAUUGAGUUGGCGUCAAGGUUUAAAAAUGUAUAUUUCAAUCAUGUAGUACAUGUAUACUUGCCGGAGACUGUAAGUGUUUUCUGGCAUUGGCAGAACUACGGCCAAAGUCUGUUUUUUUUUGACUUUUUGGUUUGCAAAGCUCCGCUGCAGACGACACUCCCCCAAUCCGAACUCCCCCUUUUUUCGAUAUUUACCAAAAAAGCCCGCACUCUGAAUUAAAAAUUUUUUGUCGUAUAACAUGUCACAUCUAAUUUUUUCAAUUUGAAAAAAUUAUUCAUCAUAUAAAAUGUCACACUUUACUUUUUCAAUUUGAAAUAAAAUUUCAUCGUAUAACAUGUCGCACCUUAUUUUUUCAAUUUAAAGUUUUUUCAUCGUAUUACAUGUGAGAGUCAGAAACAGGGGGAGAGUUCGGGCUCAAUCAUAAAGAUCGUUGAAUACCUCGUCUUCCUUUGCAAAGCGCAAGCCAAAAUUUUCAGCAAUUGACAUGCGGCCUGACGUGUCGAACAUAAAAUCUCCAGCAUUUCCCGUACGCAGUGUACCAAUUUUAGGCGCAAUCGCAUCGCGAUGUAUGGCAACAUUUUGUCGAACAGCUGACUCCAUUGCGUGAAAUUAAGUUUGAGAAAAACUGUUGGAAGUACCUUUUGGCGGACGUUUCGGUUUUUAAUGGCGUAAGUCAUCGUCACAAUUUUUGUUUAUUUUUUUGGUUCUGCGAAGAAUUCAGCAUUUUUUAGGAGGAUACCGGAUUACGACUCGAGCUCGAAUACUACUUUAGAGAUGUCUCUUGGGAGCUGGGAGGUCAAGUCUUGCGGAUUCACGACCAGUGAAAUUUCUUGUUCUAUAUCGCAUUGUAUUCUAUUACAUAUUACGCGCGCGCUCCUAUAAUCGGAUCACCCUCGAUUACGACCUGCUGUUUGAACUAAGUUUUUGUACUUGAAGGGUUACACUCGCUUGCGAAGAGGUUUAGAUGAGCUGUAGGGAGUUGCCUUCUUUUAAGUAAUCUUGAAGGUUUCGCUGCAGAGAUUGCCACGGCCGAAAUUUCGGCUCCGGCUUCCAUGUAAAACUUAUAGCCCUUGAUAUUGGCAAAUUAUUCAAAACGAUGAGUCAUAAUCGCAGGGUUUCAUUUGUUUUUGAUAAUAAAGUUGUUUUACUAUCCUACUGCAUUGCUAUAUAUUUAUACUGUUCUAAAAAAUAAGUUUUUUGAGUUGCCACAACUCUUGUUUUUUCCUUCAAAUCAAACGUAAACAGCCGUAAACAACGUUGGGUGGGUCAGUUAUCUUUUUCGAUUCGGAAAAAAGAGCUAAAAAUUUAUUUUUCGCCCUUUCUUUUGCUCCAAAAUCCGUAGUUUUGCAAAUUUUAGAGGAAUUUUGGGGCUUUAAGCGAUUCUUUUGAGAUUUAGGACAAGCUUUUGUUAUUUUUUGAGCGUUCGAAUACGGGUUUUUCAAGAGAAAAAUAGGCCGAUGUUAUCCAUUGGUAACCUGUUUGGUAGACCUCAUUAUAUUUGGCUUUGUGACAGUCCGACCAUUCCAAUAGCUCUAUUAUGGCAUGGUCAUGGCUAGUACUUCCAGCCGGCUCUGGAAAAUCGACUACCAGCCGGACUUGAGCGAAAGUCGGAGUAAGUAUUUAAUAAUAAUAAUUUUUGUUGUGUUUGCAUUUGCAGUGGAAAAAUGAAUCGUGUUUUGUGCGUGCUGCCACACCUCUGUUAUAUAAUUUGCUGCACAAUCUGUUUUAUUUUGAUUUGAAUAAAAAUUUCUCAUAACGAGGACUGUCUAAAACAUAUAUGAUUUACUAACACAGUGCACGGCAACCCAGGGAGUCUCCUGCCUCGUUUCUGUACUUCGCACGCCCAUGAUCGAUAUAAUUCACACGAAAUGUCACAAUAGAAUUUUCUUGCGGUUUUCCGGUGGAAAAACAUUUUUCUCGAAAUCAUUUUGUUCCUUUUGUCAAUUGUGACACUUCGUUUGGACGAAACUCAAAAGUGGGCGGGAGACAUUUUUGUUCUAUUUCGGGUUGCCGUGCAGUGCUUAUUUCUUGCUUCUUCUGUUUCUAUAAUAGUUAACGCGGCUUUAUGUUUUAACAUUUAUAUUUUAUCGUAUGCACACAAGGUACGACUUUAUUUCAUUGUGUGCAGGAUGUUGGAAAAAGUUCUUCGAGCUGAGCCAUUACGAUUUUACCAAUAUUAUUUGGGCCCACUGGACGAGAUUGAUGAUGUAAUUGUGACCCAACUGACUGAUAAGGAUAUUCGAUUUCUGGUGAGUGGAAGUCGUCUUAAUGAAACUUGGCAUUCCUUCUUUCAGCUCUCAUCCAGCCGCAUCCACAGUACACUAUACCUAAAAUCUCGGGAUAUUCUCCUCGGUGUUAGUGAAUUCUACAUUAAAGAAGGGUCCGUUCACUAUUUCCAUCCAAAUCCAAUUGUCUUGGCGACAUUGUCUUUGUUGCAUCGUGAGGAAAGCAGCGGUUUUCGAAUCAUCCUGAGGGAAGCUGAAGACGAAAGGCCGAUUCUGAAAUUUAUGUUCUGGGCAAAACGCAAGUUUUGUUUUGAAUUUUUGAGUAGCCCUUUAGCAAGGUAUUGUUCAAUAAAAAUUUUUAUUUAAAUUUUUGAGAUUUUUUUCCAAAACUUUUAGGGAAAUCACUCAAUUUUCUGCUCGACUCGGAACGACAAUCCAGACUUUUAUCUCAAGUGAUGCACAGUCUUGAUUAUGAAAUCAAAGGAUCGGCUAGUUUUGGUGGCACCCUCUUCUACGACUAUGUACCAGGUCUGGAUACAGUCCUGAGCAAGUUUGCGAAGGAUGAAAACACCGUCGUUUUACAUGGUUCAGUUUUAAAGCCGGCGGGAAUCAGACGAAGACGGUAUAAAAAGGCGUGUAAGUUUGUGUUCUGCUAUUGGUAAGGCUUGUAAGCCAAAAUUGUAUACAUUUUUUAUUUUUAGACCUGUGGGGACUGUUUGGUCACCCACAAUUAACGAAGCUGAUUUUGGACAACAUUGAUGGGUUUGCGCUGUGUGACUAUUCGCCGUAAGUCUCAAGUGGCGAGGAAAAUGGCGUUACAAAAUGACGUGAAUACCUUGGCCGCUACAGGUCUUUUGACUAAUACAAUCGUAUAGCUCAAAAGCUACAUAUCUUAGGACCUGAUCUAUCUUUUUAUUUCCAUAGGUCAACUAUCUGUAAACCUCCAGUUUCAGCUUUCCCCAGAUGCCAAAUCUACGCCGCAUUACCUCAACACUGCUGCUCGGCGCGAUUGGCUCGGCAUUCUCCUUCCAAUACUACCACGAUCUUUUAGCCGAAUUCGAACUGCAGGCUCCGAACUGCCAGCUACAUUUCAUCAGUAGCAGUUUAAAGGUGCUAGCAGCCAGUUACGAAGCGCACGCGGGGGUGCUCCAACAGCUCGCGACGGCCCUGAAAAAUAUUAUUCAGCUGGCAACGAGAUUUAAAAAUGUCCGCUUCGAAUUUACGGUGGAUGUCAGCUUGACGGAGAGCGUAAGAUUUUCGGAUUCACAAAAAAUACAAAUUUUCCCGACAGUUGUAUAUAGUUUUAGGCACAAUCUCAUCGCGAGGAAUGGCUGCAUGUUGUCGAACCACUCACUCCAUCAUGUGAUAUCGGCUUCGAAAAGAAUUGUUGGACUUACAAGCCGGACCUUUCUGCUUUCAAUGGCGUAAGUAAAUCUGCUGCAUGAUUAGUUUGUUAUUCUUGUUCGCUUCUUUGAUGUAUAUUUAUUCAAGUAUUUUUCAGCCCAACACCGGGUUACAAUUCGAACUCGAAUACUACUUUAGAAACACUGUCUUGGACGAACUGAAUGGCCGGAAUUUACGGGUUUUGGAGUGA
Messenger RNA from Bursaphelenchus xylophilus (pine wood nematode), 5413 nucleotides. The record is from the annotation of a GenBank genome assembly. Lineage: Eukaryota; Metazoa; Nematoda; Chromadorea; Rhabditida; Aphelenchoididae.